Cavia porcellus (domestic guinea pig) is the source of this 7861-nucleotide messenger RNA. It is a transcript of the gene Synrg, whose product is annotated as synergin gamma. Bases 88 to 4335 code for a protein of 1415 amino acids. NCBI's taxonomy places the organism in Eukaryota, Metazoa, Chordata, Mammalia, Rodentia, Caviidae. Gene Ontology annotation, cellular component: clathrin coat of trans-Golgi network vesicle. The record is from RefSeq and is a predicted model, not a curated record. Gene Ontology annotation, molecular function: protein binding. The transcript has 23 exons.
CGCGGCGAGGUGGGGCCUGGCGUGUGCCCCGGAAGUGCCUGUCUUCGGCUGACAGCUGCUGGCGCGGCGGCGGCCGGUGUGAGGAAGAUGGCGCUGCGGCCGGGAGCAGGAGCUGGCGGCGGGGCCGCGGGCGCUGGCGCGGGCGCUGCCGGGGGAGGCAGCUUCAUGUUUCCUGUUGCAGGUACAAUAAGACCCUCUCAAGCAGGCCUCAUGCCAAUGCAGCAACAAGGAUUUCCUAUGGUCUCUGUCAUGCAGCCCAAUAUGCAAGGCAUGAUGGGAAUGAAUUACAGCUCUCAAAUGUCCCAGGGACCAAUUGCUAUGCAGGCAGGGAUACCAAUGGGACCAAUGCCAGCAGCAGGAAUGCCUUACCUGGGACAAGCACCAUUCCUGGGCAUGCGUCCUCCAGGCCCGCAGUAUACUCCAGACAUGCAGAAGCAGUUUGCUGAAGAGCAGCAAAAACGAUUUGAACAACAGCAAAAGCUUUUAGAAGAAGAAAGAAAAAGACGCCAGUUUGAAGAGCAGAAGCAAAAGCUUAGACUUCUGAGUAGUGUAAAACCCAAGGCAGGAGAGAAGAGUAGAGAUGAUGCUUUGGAAGCCAUCAAAGGAAAUUUAGAUGGAUUUUCCAGAGAUGCUAAGAUGCACCCUACCCCAGCAUCACACCCCAAGAAAUCAGAUUGCCCCACAUCAUCUCAUUCUACUAAAACUGUCUCCCCAUCACCUGCCUUUCUUGAUGAAGAAGAAUUCAGUGACUUUAUGCAGGGGCCUAUUGAGGUUCCCACAUGUGGGCCUUCUUCCACAGCCCAGCCCUUUCAGUCUUUCCAUCCCACCACCCCACUUGGGCAGUUGCACACACAGAAGGCUGGUGCACAGCCUCUCCCUCCAGGUCAGAUUCCAGUGUCUUUUGCCUUACAUGGUAUCCCUGGGCAAACCCCUUAUUUCUCUGCCGCUUCAGCCUCCCACCAUGUGCAGAAAACAGGCCCGCCCUUGGAGGACAAGCUACUAGUGUCUUGUGACAUAAGUACAUCUGGGCAGGAACAAAUUAAAUUAAAUACAUCUGAAGUUGGGCACAAAGCCUUGGGCCAAGUUUCCAGUAAGAACCAGCCCAGUUUAACGGCCAAUAAUGGGGUUGCUGUAGAUGGAUGUGUAAGUGGUGCCACCAUUACAGAGGCAGAAAAGACUUCAGACCAAAACCUGUCAAUUGAAGAGAGUGGUGUGGGAGUGUUUCCCACACAAGAUCCUGUUCAGCCCAGAAUGCCUUCCUGGAUCUACAAUGAGAAUUUGGUUCCAGAUGCCUACAAGAAAAUUUUAGAAACCACAAUGACUCCAACCGGAAUAGAUACUGCUAAACUUUAUCCCAUUCUGAUGUCAUCUGGACUUCCCAGGGAAACUCUUGGACAGAUAUGGGCCUUAGCUAAUCGAACUACACCUGGCAAACUUACCAAGGAAGAACUUUAUACUGUUCUCGCCAUGGUAGCAGUAACACAGAGAGGUGUCCCUGCCAUGAGUCCUGAUACUUUGACUCAGUUCCCAGCAGCCCCUAUUCCAACCUUAAGUGGCUUUCCAAUGACUCUGCCUGCCCCUGUGAGUCAGCCCACUGUGAUCCCGUCAGGGCCUGCAGGUUCCAUGCCUCUCAGCCUCGGACAACCAGCCGUAGGUAUUAACCUUGUUGGACCAGUGGGUGGAGCUGCAGCCCCAGCUUCUAGUGGCUUCAUGCCAACUUACCCAACAAAUCAGGUGGGAAAGCCAGAAGAUGAUGAUUUCCAGGAUUUUCAAGAUGCUUCUAAAUCAGGAUCUCUUGAUGAUUCAUUCACUGAUUUCCAAGAGGUUCCUGCUUCUUCAAAACCAAAUAAUUCCCAGCAUGGAAACAGUGCCCCAUCAUUGUUGAUACCACUUACAGGAACUAAAGCAUUGGCUUCAGGGGAUAAAUAUGCAGUGUUUAAAGGAAUUGCAGCUGACAAGCCCUCUGAAAAUACUAUUCCUUUUGGAGAACCUGGUGACAAAUACAGUGCUUUUAGAGAACUCGAACAGACAACUGAAAAUAAACCUCUGGGAGAGAGCUUUGCAGAAUUCAGAUCUGCAGGAGCUGAUGAUGGUUUCACCGAUUUUAAAACAGCCGAUAGUGUAUCACCACUAGAGCCACCGACAAAGGACAAAACUUUUCCAGCAUCCUUCCCUACAGGAACUACACAACAGAAACAACCACUACAAAUAAAAAAUCCUCUGAACUUAGCAGACCUGGAUAUGUUUUCCUCAGUUAACUGUAGCAGUGAGAAACCAUUGUCUUUUUCAGCUGCAUUCAGCACUUCAAAAUCAGUUUCUGCACAGGCUCAGCCAGCAGGUUCUACUGCAACUACAUCAGCACCAACAUCAAAUAAAAAUUCUAGUUUGGCUGAUGAUUUUGGCGAAUUCAACCUUUUUGGGGAAUAUACUAGCCCAGCACCUAUUGGGGAACAAGAUGACUUUGCAGAUUUUAUGGCUUUCAAUAAUAGUUCUAUUUCAUCUGAACAAAAGGCAGACGACAAAUAUGAUGUCCUUAAAGAGGAAACUAGUCCUGUUCCUCUAACCAGCAACUUGGGCAGCACAGUGAAGAGUACACAGAACCCAGUUGCUGCAUCUACCAAAUACGAUGUCUUCAAACAGCUUUCUCUAGAAGGAGCUGGCCUAGGUGUUGAAGAAUUGAAAGAUAACACUCCUUCUGGAAAAAGUGAUGAUGAUUUUGCUGACUUCCACUCAAGUAAGUUUUCUUCCAUGAACUCAGACAAAUCUCUGACAGAGAAAGCAGUAGCUUUCAGACAUACCAAAGAAGACUCUGCUUCAGUGAAGUCCUUGGAUCUGCCUUCAAUUGGUGGCAGCAGUGUUGGCAAGGAGGACUCUGAAGAUGCACUCUCUGUUCAGUUUGACAUGAAAUUGGCUGAUGUGGGAGGAGAUCUUAAGCAUGUCAUGUCUGAUAGCUCUUUGGAUUUACCAACAGUUAGUGGCCAGCAUCCUCCUGCUGCAGAUAUAGAGGACUUAAAAUAUGCUGCUUUUGGAAACUACAGUAGCAGUUUUGCCAUGAGCACACUUACGAGCUAUGACUGGUCAGACAGGGAUGAUGCAUCUCAGGGCAGAAAACUUUCUCCAUUUGUCCUCUCAGCAGGAAGGGGAUCCUCCUCAGCUGCCGCAGUUCUUCAAAAGAAAGAGACAUCAUUUGGCAGUUCUGAAAACAUCACCCAGCCGUCUCUAUCCAAAGUAACCACCUUUGCAAGUGAAGACAGUCUUUCAGAGUCUACCUUCCCAGCUUUUGCCAGUUUUACAGAGAUGAUUCCUCAGACAAAUGAGCAAAAGGAAUAUGAAAGUGGAGACUGUAAAGAUUUCACAAGACAGGACCUGUCCAUAGCGGAACAGAACCAAGAGAACGCGUGUCCAAGCCCAGCUUCCAGUGGCGCCUCUCUUGAAACACCCAAAGAAUGUUCAGAUGACUUUGGAGAGUUUCAAAGUGAAAAGCCCAAAAUCAGCAAAUUUGACUUUUUAGUAGCCAAUUCACAAAGCAAAAUGAAGUCCAGUGAAGAAAUGAUCAAAAGUGAGCUAGCAACUUUUGACCUUUCUGUUCAAGGAUCACACAAGAGGAGCUUGAGCCUUGGUGAUAAAGAAAUUAGCCGGUCUUCUCCUUCUCCAGCUCUGGAGCAGCCUUUCAGAGACCGUUCCAACACUCUGAAUGAGAAGCCAGCUCUGCCUGUCAUCCGUGACAAGUACAAAGAUCUGACUGGAGAGGUGGAGGAAAAUGAGAGAUACGCGUAUGAAUGGCAGAGAUGCCUGGGGAGUGCCCUGGAUGUCAUUAAGAAAGCAAAUGAUACCUUAAAUGGAAUUAGUAGUAGUGCUGUUUGUACAGAAGUUAUUCAGUCAGCUCAAGGCAUGGAAUAUUUAUUAGGAGUUGUUGAGGUAUACAGAGUAACCAAGCGUGUGGAACUGGGGAUAAAAGCCACUGCAGUGUGCAGUGAGAAACUCCAGCAGUUACUGAAGGAUAUCGAUAAAGUUUGGAAUAACCUGAUCGGCUUUAUGUCACUUGCCACUCUCACUCCAGAUGAAAAUUCCCUGGAUUUUUCCUCCUGUAUGCUGCGGCCCGGGAUUAAAAAUGCCCAGGAACUUGCCUGUGGGGUGUGUCUCUUAAACGUGGACUCCAGGAGCCGGAAAGAAGAGAAGCCUGCAGAAGAACAUCCUAAAAAAGCAUUCAACUCAGAAACAGACAGUUUCAAGCUGGCAUACGGAGGGCACCAGUACCACGCCAGCUGUGCCAACUUCUGGAUUAACUGUGUUGAACCAAAGCCUCCCGGCCUCAUCCUGCCUGAUUUGCUCUGAAGAGUUCCUCCAUGAAGCACCAACAGUUUUGUUUUUGUUUUCUGUCACUCACCUUGGAGUGACAUGGACCAAUAAACAGAAUGUGAGUACUGUGAAAUUCACCUCCAUGAAUCUGUAUGAAGAAUUCCCCAAGAAGUAGGGCAGGAAAACACAGUGGCGCCUCCAGUCACUCCUGCAGGCAACCUUUUGAUAUCUGUUCGCACCGCCUGCCUUUGGGAUUUGUGGUAAAAUUGCCCUUCUCAAAUAGUGUAUGACAUCUGAUGUUUUCUUACUUAUUUCUAGUUCUCAUAAGGUGUUUUAAAAUAUGGACCACAGUUUUCUUUAUGAAAGAAUUUGCUGCUACAGUAUUGAAGCUGUGAAGAAUUGACAUUUACAGAGCAGUAAGUUACUGUUGUAGGACUGGAGUUGGGUAGACUGUUGCAAGCUAGUGCUUGCUUAUAUCUGGGACACAGAUGGUACUGUGAAGUCAACUACAUUUCUCUGCAUUAGUUUAUAAAGAUUUGACACGAAUAAAAAGAGAAUAGAGUGGUUAGCCUGGCACUCUAUCUUCUUUAAAAAAAAUCCUGCUUAUCUCUGUUAUACAGUGGUAGACAGUGAGGACAGAGCGUCUUUGCUGUCAUGCCUGCGCCUCUUCUCCACAGCUUUCCCUUUACUCUUGAUUCGUCAGCUCUAAAGAACUUUUUCCCAAAACGUACCUGGGCCCUUUGCUGGGGAGGAAUCCAUUUGACAGAGGCCUAAAACCUGUAUACUAGGAUGAAUGUCCUUUUUCAGAGCUCUUGCUGAAAACCUGUUUUGCUUCACAGAAAGGUGAAUAUGAAUGAUUUUUUCUAGGCACUUUUCUAGACAAAAUCUGGAAAGGGAGCUAAGUGUGGUGGUGCACACCUGUAAUCCUGGCACUUGAGAAGCUGAGGCAGGAGGUCACUUGUGAGUCUGAGGCCAGCCUGGGCUGCAGUCAGUUUAAGGCCAGCUGAACCACACAGUGAGACCCUGUCUAAAAAACUCUGGAGAGGCCAUGGAAUGCAGUCUCUUUGCAGCAGCCUCUCUUUGUUUCCGGCGAUGACUGCGUAGGAGCCAGCACUGCUGGACCUCACAGAAUCCCUGAGAGAGAGAGCAGAGAAUACACUCAGGGAGAGACGGUGAGCUCCAGCCCAGUGAGCAGAAUGGUGACUGUAUGUGUAUUUAGGGUGGAGUCACACCACGGAGGCAUGGAAGGAAAUCGUGCAACAACAGUAUUAAAUUUUAAAAGGAAAAGACUCAUGGAGUCUGGUGUAGGAGUGUUUUUUGUUUGUUGUUUGACAUUUAAGCUGAAUGCAUAAAAUUAGGAGAACAAAAGCCACGUGGUUAGGGGCUAUUAUUUCUGAGGAAGAAUAUACCAGUCUGGGGCAAAUGUUUCUGGGAACUGUCAGCUAUCUGCUUUAUGAAGAGAUUUUGAAGCUCAUAUGACUCACUCUGUGUGACUUGGGCUCUAUGACAUAGACUUUGAUUUUACUUGAAAACUGAAGAAGUUGACUUCCAUCUAAGUGCUGCUUUUACAGAGUUACUUUCUCAUUUGAGAAAAAAACUUGAGGGAAUUUUGUGUUCUUAUACCUUUCACAUUUUCUCUAAGAAAGUUUAGACUAUUUUAAACAAUUAUUGACGUGGCUUCUGAUUUACCUUGCUGUAUACCAGAACACCCAAGCACUGAUGAAAUGUUCUUAUUUGCACCAGAUGACACCAACUCCAGCUAUCAGUGACCAGGACAGCUAACUCAGUUGCUGCCUGGAGCAUUUACUCUGCAGUAGUAGGGGCCACUUCAUCCUGGACUGCCCUAGGAUUUCAGCCUAACUAACAGCUUUCUGGGUAGUCUUGUAACCUCUAUCCCAGAACCAGAAUGAGAAACAGUGCUUCCCAGUCUGAUAAACUUUGUAUUGCUGCAACCAGUUUUGGAAAUCCUGUAUGGGGUGUUACCCUGUCACUGUCACCCCUAUCAGUGACGGUGAACCUUUCAGAGCUCUCAGUGAUAACAAACGGCCUGCUGCAGCACACAUGUCAGAGGUUCACCACUGGCCUGUAUCAAUGACAUUCUUUUAAAGCACCCUUUACUAGAUUGGCUUUCAUUCCUAGAUUUAUUUUAGAAUGCCCGAGAUAAAUUCCUGAGUAUAAUCACAGUUAUCUUCACCAAGUAUGAUCAAUUUAGUCACUUUUUGGGAGGCACCAGAGGAAAACUUGGGAGACACUAUUAAAAAAAACCUUCACAAUGAAAAGUAUUCAUUACUUUUAGUAUCUUUAAUACCUGAAAUGUUUAGAUACCACCUAUAAGGGUUUGGGGAGUGUGAAAUGCCUUUGGGCUGGUUUUCUCUUUAUGCAUUUACUAAAACAGCUCAGCAUUGCAUUCAGCUUCACCUCAGCUCUGCUCUUGUAGCAAAGAGCCCAGUGUCCUUGGAAACAGUAACCAAGGUUACGUAUUUCCAUGCUGUGCAUUGUGUCAGCAGCUUCACCCCACUGCUUGAAUGGCGAUUAAUAAGCACUUUUCCUCUUUGGUAUUGUUUUGUCUUUUAAAUUUCUGUAGCUUAGUGUGUAAUUUAAUUUUUUGUCUGGACAUGCUUGAAAUAAAAAAGGUACAAGGUAGACAGGAUAUUACCCAUGCUUUGUCUGUAGCCAUUGCAUUUCACAUAGGCUACAUAUUUUUAAAUUGCAUAUUUUGUGUAUAAAAGCUGUCUGUGAUUGGGGGGGGGACGUCUUGUUUAAAGAUAUCCUCUCCUUUCCCAUGUAGGUAGUUUGUUCUUGCCAGACAUGGUGGCACAUACCUGUGGUCCAGCACUUGGGAAGUUCAGGCAGGAGGAUCUCCAGUUCAAGGCCAGUUCAAACUACAUAGUGAGACCCUGUCUCAAAAACAGUGUUGUAAGUUUUUAGAAAGUGGUAAGGGUUGUAUGUUCUAGAAAUUUGAAAUGUUUGCCCUGUAGUGGGAACCACUAUGAAAAUUCCCUUACCACAGUCGAGGUCAGACUCCUUCUUUUGUGAACAACGAGGAGACUGGGGACAUUUUCAAAGGCAUUUACCAUUCAGAAGAGAGCAUUAUAGCCUGCUGUAGACCAUUCUGGCAAAUACCAGAAUGUGGGGGGCAAGAUGCAUUUAGCCUAUGUCUUUUUAUGUUUAGAUUGUGUAGUACUUCUUUAGGUAAGUCUGCACCAAAUAAUAUCAGAAAGAUUUCUUACAAGGUCAAGCCAAGGAAAUAAAAGCUUAGUAAGUGGAACAACUCCCAGUUGAAUAACGCUGCUUUAUAGGUAUUUUUCUACCAUAACAAAGGAUCACUUUAACAGAAGUUUUACUAAAUUCCUUUGUGUUGAUGUGAACAUAGUAAGUGGUUUUAAAGCAUUCACAGGAGACAUCUCGUUAUUUUGUAGCUGUGGUUGUAUUAACUAGUGAGUACGUGGGUCCAUAGUAAGAUGCGUUGUCUUGUGUAUGAUGUGAAAUUUGUUCCUGUACUUUAAAAAGUGCUGUGAUUUUUUUCCUUUGUUUAUAUUUUAAUAAAAACUGUCCAGACUGA